AUGGCAUCCACUCAAGAAAAAGCAUCAACAUUCAGUAAAACUAGUCAGGCCAAUGCUGUUGGAUUCAAGGCAACUAGUGGCGCAGUCAAAGUCUAUAUCAGGCGUUUCUCGAUCCGCUCUUUUGUUCGCAAGCAGCCGACGCCUGUCCUUUCUCCUCCUGUUGAACAAGAUGAAAGAAACAGAUAUUUCUCAGCGGGAUCCAUAAUUAAGCAAAAGGCGCAUAUUUCCAAAGACGAUAAACGGGCGCGUAGGUCCGCUCUAGCUGUUCGGUCUCUCAUCAUUGGUCCGACCAUCGCAGAACCCAGGUUGACGACUGCAUUGGCGAAACCUCAGUUGAACCAGAUAAAGUCUCAUCUUAUGAAGCCUGGUUUAGCAAAUAAGAUUAUUGCACACCUCCGUCGACUUCCUGCCAUGCAUGAACCUUCGGAAACCAUCGCGUUCGCUUUCAAUACACCAAUUCAUGCCGUGUGCUUGGAACACUCAGAUCACGAAGAACACCUUUUACAUUUUGCAAAACUCUCACAACCCGAUAGGCCUCGCGCGCUUCUCGAUGCCAAUUUGUCGAUGGUUACUGUCGCGUCUGCGCCAAUCGAUGCACUUGCAAACAUGUUCAACGAUAUGCACGUAAUCAAUUUGAUCACUUCGCCUGAUUUAGGAUUAGGUCAACCAGGAGAUGGAAAUGGAUUACUAGCAGGAGCAUUGCCUACAGCAGAGACUGUCAUGGAAGGAAUGAAGCAGAUCACCCCACAAUUGAUGGCUUUGGGUUAUGCUACUGGGAAGGCAUUCACUCCCGAUCAUUCAGGAAUACACCCUCCUACGGAUCGAAUUUCUGUCUUGACAUAUUGGUGGGGAUUAGAAAUUAUAUUACCACCUCCUUCAUUGCAGUUUCUUGAUAACGCACAAUCCAUAUCUGGAGCCGUUAUCAACUUCCUAACUGCCUUGUCACUUAUCAAUAAUGGCGUACGGGAGAUUCUGCCUUUUGUUCGAUAUAUAGCCCAAUUCAUAGAUUUUGAAUUCGAUGCAAUUCGGAAAAAAGACGAAGGGCGAGGGGUGGUGUGUGCAGCUACGUGGAUAAUGCCUGCUGCAAUGGUUCCUCGUCCGUGGGACUUUCCGGAUCCUCCAAAUCAAAAUAAAUCACAAGAACCAGCAGCACAAUCCGCGAAGAAGGUGACUCCGUCGACACCUAUCUACUCUAUCGUUGAUAUUGCUGCGUCUCCUCAAGCAAACAAAUAA
Psilocybe cubensis is the source of this 1233-nucleotide messenger RNA. RefSeq lists its product as uncharacterized. Bases 1 to 1233 code for a protein of 410 amino acids. The transcript has 6 exons. NCBI's taxonomy places the organism in Eukaryota, Fungi, Basidiomycota, Agaricomycetes, Agaricales, Agrocybaceae. The record is from RefSeq and is a predicted model, not a curated record.